Messenger RNA from Nycticebus coucang (slow loris), 3654 nucleotides. It is a transcript of the gene TNPO3, whose product is annotated as transportin 3. The transcript has 23 exons. Bases 667 to 3339 code for a protein of 890 amino acids. The record is from RefSeq and is a predicted model, not a curated record. NCBI's taxonomy places the organism in Eukaryota, Metazoa, Chordata, Mammalia, Primates, Lorisidae. Gene Ontology annotation, cellular component: cytoplasm; nuclear membrane. Gene Ontology annotation, biological process: protein import into nucleus.
GAUAGUUGAAUAGAUGCGCCCUGACCACUGGGAACAGAAAGGAUUCUUCGAAGAGGGAUGAGGAAGUCGGAAGGGGAAGAAUGACCUGGAUACAUUUCCAAGGCGAGGAAAGCAUCUCUGGUAUGGAGCACGUGUCAGUCGCAAAGCUUCAGCUGUAAGCGAAAAACCGAGAGAACGGUGUGGUACAGCUUCUUUCUGGCUCCCGGCCCGAUGGAGUCACUUCCGGGAGGGGGCGGGGAGACAAGGGGAGGCGGGUCGGGAAGGAGGCCGUUUGUAGUGCACCAGGCGGAAAUGUGGCAAAGGUAUUGGUGCCGCCGCUUCCGGUCCGGGUAAACGCGGCUUAGGUACACAGCGUGGUUUGUGUCGUGCGAGGAUAAGGUUCUGAGGGCAAAUCACUGAGUGAAGAGGCGAGCACUGGAGUCUCAGAAGUCUGAAGUCUAGGAGAAACAGCUGUAAGGCCAGGAACCUGAAUACGACUUUGCUGGUGUUUCCGAGGGGGCAACUUCCACCGGGAACCCCUCUACCCUAGUAACGGCCAAAGAGGAGGAGAUGGCGCCAGUCGGGGAGCGGUCGUGGCCGAGACAGUGAGGAAGCGCUAAGGGGGAGCAACCCAGGAAACCUCGGGAGAAGAAUUAGAGGCUCGCUGCUGCCACUGCCGCCACCACCAUGGAAGGCGCAAAGCCGACAUUGCAGCUAGUGUACCAGGCAGUGCAGGCGCUUUACCACGACCCAGAUCCCAGCGGAAAGGAGCGCGCCUCGUUUUGGCUCGGAGAACUGCAGCGUUCGGUUCAUGCGUGGGAAAUUUCCGACCAGUUGUUACAGAUCCGACAGGAUGUGGAAUCAUGCUAUUUUGCUGCACAAACCAUGAAAAUGAAGAUUCAGACCUCAUUUUAUGAGCUCCCCACAGACUCUCAUGCCUCUUUACGGGACUCAUUGCUAACCCAUAUCCAGAACUUGAAAGACUUGUCACCUGUCAUUGUAACGCAGCUGGCUUUAGCAAUAGCAGACCUUGCCCUACAGAUGCCUUCCUGGAAGGGAUGUGUACAAACAUUGGUCGAAAAAUAUAGCAAUGAUGUAACUUCUCUGCCUUUUUUGCUGGAAAUCCUUACAGUGUUACCUGAAGAAGUACAUAGUCGUUCCUUACGAAUUGGAGCAAAUCGGCGCACCGAAAUUAUAGAAGAUUUGGCCUUCUACUCUAGUACAGUAGUGUCUCUAUUGAUGACCUGUGCAGAAAAAGCAGGAACAGAUGAGAAAAUGUUUAUGAAGGUCUUUCGCUGUUUGGGAAGUUGGUUUAACUUGGGAGUUUUGGACAGUAACUUCAUGGCUAAUAAUAAGUUAUUAGCACUCCUUUUUGAGGUUUUGCAACAGGAUAAGACCUCUUCUAACCUACAUGAAGCUGCUUCAGACUGUGUGUGCUCAGCUCUCUAUGCCAUUGAGAAUGUGGAGACUAAUUUGCCAUUAGCCAUGCAACUAUUUCAGGGAGUCCUCACAUUGGAGACUGCCUAUCAUAUGGCUGUGGCACGUGAAGAUUUAGACAAAGUUCUGAAUUACUGCCGUAUUUUUACUGAACUAUGUGAAACUUUUCUUGAAAAAAUUGUUUGUACUCCAGGCCAAGGGCUUGGGGACCUGCGAACUCUGGAACUGCUUCUUAUCUGUGCAGGGCAUCCUCAAUAUGAGGUAGUAGAAAUUUCCUUUAACUUUUGGUACCGACUAGGGGAGCAUUUAUACAAAACUAAUGAUGAGGUUAUUCAUGGCAUCUUCAAAGCUUACAUUCAGAGGCUACUUCAUGCCUUGGCUCGGCACUGCCAGCUGGAACCAGACCAUGAGGGGGUUCCCGAGGAGACUGAUGACUUUGGGGAGUUUCGGAUGAGAGUAUCAGACUUGGUGAAGGACUUGAUUUUCUUGAUUGGGUCUAUGGAAUGUUUUGCUCAGUUAUAUUCUACUCUGAAAGAAGGCAACCCACCCUGGGAGGUGACAGAAGCCGUUCUCUUUAUCAUGGCUGCUAUAGCAAAGAGUGUUGACCCGGAGAACAAUCCAACACUUGUGGAGGUCCUAGAAGGAAUUGUCCGUCUCCCAGAGACUGUACAUACAGCUGUGCGAUAUACCAGCAUUGAGUUAGUUGGAGAGAUGAGCGAAGUGGUUGAUCGAAAUCCUCAGUUCCUUGACCCUGUGUUGGGCUAUUUGAUGAAAGGCCUAUGUGAAAAGCCCCUGGCUUCUGCUGCAGCCAAAGCCAUUCAUAACAUUUGCUCUGUCUGCCGAGAUCACAUGGCUCAGCACUUUAAUGGACUCCUGGAGAUUGCCCGUUCCCUUGAUUCCUUCAUGUUGUCUCCAGAAGCUGCUGUGGGCUUGCUAAAAGGAACAGCACUUGUCCUAGCCCGAUUACCUUUGGAUAAGAUUACUGAAUGUCUUAGUGAAUUAUGUUCUGUUCAGGUUAUGGCAUUGAAAAAGCUGUUGUCUCAGGAACCUAGUAAUGGCAUAUCCUCAGAUCCCACUGUGUUCUUAGAUCGCCUUGCAGUGAUAUUUAGACACACCAAUCCCAUUGUGGAAAAUGGACAGACUCAUCCGUGCCAAAAAGUCAUACAGGAAAUAUGGCCAGUUUUAUCUGAGACUCUAAAUAAGCACCGGGCUGACAAUCGGAUUGUAGAACGGUGUUGCAGAUGUCUGCGCUUUGCUGUUCGCUGUGUAGGCAAAGGAUCUGCAGCCCUGCUGCAGCCACUAGUCACACAGAUGGUGAACGUGUACCACGUACAUCAGCAUUCCUGUUUCCUGUACCUUGGCAGUAUCCUUGUGGAUGAGUAUGGCAUGGAAGAAGGCUGUCGGCAGGGACUACUGGACAUGCUCCAGGCACUGUGCAUCCCCACCUUUCAACUCCUAGAACAGCAGAAUGGUCUCCAGAAUCACCCUGACACUGUAGAUGACCUGUUCAGGCUAGCCACCAGGUUCAUUCAGCGUAGCCCUGUCACCUUGCUGAGGAGCCAAGUAGUCAUCCCUAUCUUACAGUGGGCCAUUGCUUCUACUACCUUGGAUCACCGCGAUGCCAAUUGUAGUGUCAUGAGGUUCCUACGAGACCUCAUCCAUACUGGGGUAGCCAAUGAUCAUGAAGAAGACUUUGAAUUACGGAAAGAACUUAUAGGACAAGUGAUGAACCAGCUUGGACAACAACUUACUUUUUGUCGAUGGUUAGAAAAUUCCUUGAAAGGUUUGCCAAAGGAGACAACCGUGGGAGCCGUCACAGUGACACACAAACAACUUACAGAUUUCCACAAACAGGUCACUAGUGCUGAGGAAUGUAAGCAAGUUUGCUGGGCCUUGCGAGACUUCACCAGAUUGUUUCGAUAGCUCACACUCCUGCACUGUGCCUGUCAUCCAGGAAUGUCUUUUUUAAUUAGAAGACAGGAAGGAAACAAAAACCAGACUGUGUCCCACAAUCAGAAACCUCCGUUGUGGCAGAGGGGCCUUCACCGCCAGCAGGGUGUCCCUCCAGACAGGGAGAGACUCCAGCCUUCCGAGGCCAUCCUGAGGAGUUCCUGUUUUGGGGUGUGAGGGAAAAUCAGCGUGGUUUUUAAAAGAUGGCUGUGGCCUGUCCGGCGUAGUGGGAGGGAAGGUGGUUUCCUGGUGAACUUGUUUCUAAAAGGAAAAAUAAUUUUAAGAAAA